This is a messenger RNA of Neltuma alba, 3924 nucleotides long. RefSeq names its product disease resistance protein SUMM2-like. NCBI's taxonomy places the organism in Eukaryota, Viridiplantae, Streptophyta, Magnoliopsida, Fabales, Fabaceae. The coding region runs from base 1 to 3615 and encodes 1204 amino acids. Gene Ontology annotation, molecular function: ATP hydrolysis activity; ADP binding. The transcript has 6 exons. The record is from RefSeq and is a predicted model, not a curated record.
AUGGCGGAGAUUGUGAUAUCAAUCGGGUCAAAGCUUGCAGAAUAUUUGGUGGCUCCAAUUUCACAAGGAGCUACUUAUUUGUUCUGCUUCAAGCAGCUCAUUGGAGGUGUUGAGAAAGCAAAACAAGAGCUGGAGGCAAAACUAGAAGACGUGAAAAAGCGCAAGGAAGAAGCUGAUCGAAAAACUGAAGAAAUAAUGCCAUCCGUGAAGAAGUGGUUGGAUGAUGUGAAUGCAAUCCUAGAAGAGGUGCAAAAGCUACAACAAGAGCUUGAAGGAGGACGAAACAAGUGUUUUAAUGUGUCACUCAGAUAUUCUUUAGCAAAACGAAUGGAAAAUAAGGCUAAGCAAAUGACAGAUCUCAAACAAAAUUCCAGCUUUGAGCCAUUUUCCCAACUGAUCCAACUUCCUGGCAUUACUUACUUCUCUUCCAAAGAGUUUAUGGCUUUCAACUCAAGGAAAUUAACUUAUAAUCGUCUUUUGGAGGCAAUUAUAAGUGGCAAAAACAAGAUGGUGGGACUGUAUGGUAUAGCGGGCUCAGGCAAAACCACGUUGGCAAAGGAAGUGGGCAAGAAAGUGGCUGAAUUGAAGCUUUUUGACAAGGUCAUCAUGGUAGUCGUUUCUAAAGACCCAAAUAUUCUGGACAUUCAGCAGGAAAUAGCGGGGCAAAUAGACUUGCCACUUCAAGAGCCAACUCAGCCUACUAAAGCACAAAGGCUAUCAAAAGGAUUGAAAAAUAAGAAGAUUCUUAUAAUCCUGGAUGAUGUGUGGAAGCAUCUAAACCUUGAAGAUAUUGGCAUUCCACUUGUUGAAGGUUGUCAUAUCUUGUUAACAACUCGCCUUCGAGAUGUAUGUGUCUCUAUGGAUUGUGAGCCUAUGAUUGAACUACCUUUGAUAACUAAGGGGGAGGCAUGGGACUUAUUCAAGAAGCAUGCAAACCUAGGCAACGAUCCCUUAAAUAUGUUUGGUGAUGUGGGAGGGAAAAUUGUUGAUGAGUGCAAGGGGUUGCCAAUUGCAAUUGUAGCAGUUGGAACGUCCUUAAAGGGAAAACAUAUUGAAGCAUGGGAAUCAGCAUUAUGGAGACUAAAACACUUCCAACCGUUGAAUGUUGGACAAGGUCUUGCGAGUGCUUAUGCAUGCCUCGAAUUGAGUUAUAUUAGUUUGCCAAGUUCCACAGCCAAGUCGCUUCUCUUAUUAUGCUCUAUGUUCCCCGAAGAUCAUGAAAUUCACAAAGAAGAUUUAAUUCGAUUUGGCAUGAGGACACUUGAGCCGGAGGAGUCUAUUUUCACAGUAGAGGGUGCAAGGAGAGUGAUUUUUGAUGCUCUUGAGAUAUUGUUGGAUUCUUGUUUGUUAAUGAGUAUAAAGAAGGAAGCAUGUGUAAAAAUGCACGACUUAGUUCGAGAUGUAGCCUUAUGGAUUGCAAAGAAGCAAGGUCAAGAGAUUUUGGUGGACAGCAGUGAAGUUUCAAACAUUUUGCUUGGCAAUCGCCAAAAUUUGAAAGAUACAAAAGCACUGUCAUUGUGGAAUCUGGAUGCGGAUUUCAAUCUCUUUGAUCAAUUGCAUUGUUCAACACUAGAGAUUUUGCUACUUCAACCUCAUGGGUUUAUUGAAGAUGUGGGAGCAAUAAAAGCACUCAAAGUCUUGGCACUCAUAGAAUAUGGCUUUCAAUGGGGACAUAGGAUGAGAUCAUCUGUUCGUUCAAUCCCGCGAUCAAUUGUAUCAUUAACAUAUCUUCACACCUUAUGUAUUAGAGGGAAAAAAUUGGGUGAUAUCUCUCUAUUGGGUGAACUCAAAACAUUGGAGAUUCUUGACUUACGUGGUUCUCAGCUUGAUGAAUUGCCUAUCAGAAUUGUAGACAUGAAAAUGCUAAAACUUUUGGACAUAUAUGAUUGUGAAAUUGAGAAAAGCCCUAUAGAAGUAAUUGGUAGAUGUGAGCAGCUUGAAGAAUUAUAUUUUUGGGACCACAAAUCUGUCAUCCCACAUAAUUUCUCUCUUUCAAGAUUGAGGAGGUAUGUUCUCUAUGACUCCACAUGUCGUAUAAUUCCUGAAUAUGAAAUAAUUAUAAGCAAUUGCUCUGAAUUUGAGAGGCUCAUUGAUGAAGAAGCUGCACAUGGGGAUCUACUACUUCAUGAUAAUCAAUAUUAUCCAUAUGGAAAGGAAACUGACAGUGCUUAUGUGGGCGUUACAGCAAAAAGAUUCAAUCAGUUGCAAAAUCAGCAAUCCUUGAUCCUUUUUCUCAGGUUGAAAAGUCUACAAAUUGAAAGCAGUGGAAAAAAGAAAGGUAUAUUGGAAAUCCAAGUCAAAGGAAGAGUAGAAGAUGAUGAUGAAUCUAUUAAAGCCCAAGAACCUCUAAAGCUGGAUUCAGAGUUGAGUGAAUUAAUACUAUUUAGUCUACCAGAAUUGGAAUAUAUUUGGAAGGGCCCCACCCAAAUUGUGAGCCUCCAUAGACUUGAAUUUGUUUUAUUGGACAGCUGCCCAAAAUUAAAAAGUAUCUUCACUCUUGCUAUUGUUGCAAGCCUUCCAGAGUUGAGAGGACUUCAAGUAUAUGUUUGCGAGGAAUUGGAGGGAAUAUUUUGUGAAGAAUUACUCAAAAACCUCUCUUCUUCUAAUAUUUGCUUCCCCAAACUUACAUAUAUUGAGAUAGGCAGUUGCAACAGAGUGAGAUGGUUGUUAUCUUAUUCUCUUGCAUCUCAUUGUCCUUCACUAGAGCAAAUAAGUAUAUUCCGUUGCUCUGAAUUUGAGGGGCUGAUUGGUGAAGAAGUUGCACAUGGAGCCCAUCCACUACUUCAUGAUAUGCAAGAUCAUCCACAGCAACCUUUGAUCCGAAAUUGUUCUGAACUUGAGAGGCUUGCUGAAGAAGCAUCCUAUGGGGAUCGGCUACCACUUCUCAAACUGAAGCACUUUCGCUUGUUGUCAUUGCCGAAAUUGAGAGAGAUAUUCCCUCACAAACAUGACAAUGACACAGUGAGGGUGGUGAAGUCAGAAUUGUGUUCCAUGGAGUUAGUAAAUCUACCGGAAUUAGAAUAUAUUUGGAAAGAUCCCAUACAAAUUUUGAGCUUCCAUAGACUUGAAAGCAUUAAAAUGUGGGGAUGCCCAAGAUUAAGAAAUACGUUCACUCUUGCUAUUGUCACAAGCCUUCCAGAGUUGAGGAGACUUGAAGUAAGAGGAUGCAAUGAAUGGGAGGGAAUAUUUUGUGAAGAGUCACUUAAGAAUCUUUCUACUACUUCCACUGUUUGCUUCCCCAAACUAGGGACCAUUUGUAUAUCUGAUUGCCAUAAAGUGAGAAGGGUGUUCUCAUAUUCUCUGGCAUCUCAUUGUCCUUCAUUGGAGAAAAUAACUAUAAGGAAUUGCUCUCAACUGGAGAGGGUUGUUGAAGCUUAUGAAGGUGAAGUAGCUGCUCAUCAUCAAAGGCUGUUUCCUAAACUGAAUGAUUUGGAUCUCGGGAAGUUGCCAAAGUUGAGAGAGAUUUAUGAAGGUUAUGAAUUCAACCUCCUUUCUGGUACUAUAGCAAUAGAACAUUGUCCAAACAUAUCAAAAAUCUCAAAAAUCCCAUUAGAAGACAAGCCCUCAUCAUCAGCCUUGGAGAUCAAAUUGGAAAGUGAGAUAAUGAAGGGCUGAUGAUGAGCUUUGGAUCUUCCAAUGGUUUCUUUAUCUGCAUUUGUGUUUUACUAAGUUGUGUGUGAAAAUAUGUUGGAUUUGUAUCAGUGUGUUGAAAAUUUCACAAAAACUUUUUUUUAAAAAAAAAAGAAGCUUAAAAAUUUAGACAUACAUUUACUUUGAAGUUGUAUUUUAUUUGAGUCUGUUGAAACUAUGUAACUACAUUCAAGAUUGCACACAAAAUACAAUAAUUGUGUGGCCCUUGUGUGCACAACUUAUUUUAUUUCAAAUAUUGUAUCAAUGAUUUCUUAUGUUAUUCUUUAUUUCAAU